GGUUGGUAGGUACUAUUUUUUAUUGGACGUGCUUUCUUUCAAGCGCAAAGGAACCGUUUCGGUUGCUCGUAUUCAUCCGCGCAGAGCACGGAGGUUCAAAAAGGAGGAACGUCGGCGCCAUCUUAAAGAGGGUCCGUAAAAAAGUCAAGGAACGUGGAAAUCGGUUUUAGCGUCAGCUGGAUAGGUCUUGGUAGUUUCGGGACUAAUUUCCACUUCUCGGUUUGGUUUCGCGUCGUUUCUGUCUUGCAAGAGUUGAGCGCUAACUGCCUAGGUUAGCGAGUUCGUUUGUCUGCAGUAGCUACAAAACAAAAGAUGUCUGGUGGUGGUGUGAUUCGAGGCCCGGCUGGGAACAACGAUUGCCGAAUAUAUGUGGGGAACCUGCCUCCGGAUAUUCGUACCAAGGACGUCGAGGACGUUUUCUACAAGUACGGGGCAAUUCGAGACAUUGAUCUGAAAAAUCGUAGGGGAGGACCGCCGUUUGCCUUUGUGGAGUUUGAGGAUCCAAGAGAUGCCGAGGAUGCAGUGUAUGGACGGGAUGGCUAUGACUAUGAUGGAUACCGCCUGCGAGUUGAGUUCCCCAGGAGCGGCAGGGGUGGAGGUAGAGGAGGGGUAGGGGGAGGUGUUGGUGCCCCUAGGGGCAGAUACGGACCCCCAUCCAGACGCUCUGAAUACAGAGUAAUCGUUUCAGGGCUUCCUCCAAGCGGCAGCUGGCAGGAUUUAAAGGAUCACAUGCGUGAAGCAGGUGAUGUAUGUUACGCUGACGUUUUCCGAGAUGGAACUGGUGUUGUGGAGUUUGUUCGCAAAGAAGACAUGACCUACGCAGUUCGAAAGCUGGAUAACACUAAGUUCCGAUCACACGAGGGAGAGACGGCGUACAUCCGCGUGAAAGUGGACGGCCCCCGGAGCCCAAGCUACGGAAGAUCCCGCUCCCGGAGCCGCAGCCGGAGCCGAAGCCGCAGCAACAGUCGCAGUCGCAGCUACUCCCCGCGCCGCAGCCGAGGAUCCCCCCGCUACUCGCCCCGCCACAGCCGCUCCCGCUCUCGUACCUAAGCUCUGCCGCCACCAUCUCCCACGUGUUGCUCUUCUGGUGGACCCACAGUUGUACUUCGUUUCGUUUUUUUUUUCUGUUUUUUUUUUUUUGCUUUUUACCUUUUUUCUCCCCCCAUUUUAUUAAAGUUUGCUACAGAUUUUUCACUUUUUUUCAUUCGCUGAUGAGCCUGUUGAAGUCUAGUAUGUGGAUGUGUCCCUGUUUUCCCCACCCCCCCAUCACCCUUCCCUGCCUUAUCCGUUUCUUGUUUUGUCGUGCAUAAAAUUGCAUUUUAACUGGCUGUUCAGUCUUUC
Megalops cyprinoides (Indo-Pacific tarpon) is the source of this 1341-nucleotide messenger RNA. It is a transcript of the gene srsf1b, whose product is annotated as serine and arginine rich splicing factor 1b. The coding region runs from base 313 to 1050 and encodes 245 amino acids. Gene Ontology annotation, cellular component: cytoplasm; ribonucleoprotein complex; nucleus. The record is from RefSeq and is a predicted model, not a curated record. Lineage: Eukaryota; Metazoa; Chordata; Actinopteri; Elopiformes; Megalopidae. Gene Ontology annotation, molecular function: mRNA binding. The transcript is spliced from 4 exons.